AUGCGGUGGUUCCGCAAGGGUGAGCCGCCACGGCUGCUCGCCGUAUCACCGGAAACCGAACCUCGAACCACGCGACCCUCUAGAAAUGAUUCGUCACCAGUAAGUUACUUGCAAAGAAAAAGUAGCAGCAGUUCGAUUGAAACGAAUUUCUAUAACCUAAAUGAACAAGUGAUAACAGUUGAAAAAUCGCAGCACACGUGUCAUAAUAAUGAACACACACCGGUUACUCGACGAAUAUCUUUGCAAAAUAGUCCGACUUCCUUACAAGAGAGUUGUGUUUCUAGCCGAAAGAAUCGUGCAGGUUCCGUAGAAAAGGAAUACAUGGUGUAUCGCGAAAAACGAAAUCCUUUACUAGAUAAAGUGAAAAAUACGAAACUGUCAUGUUUUAAGUCGAACGGUACUUUUCGAUACGGUGAUGAUGCGGCGUCUACUUCAGGAAGUGAAUGUAGUGGCUUCGGACAUGUCGAAGACGUUAGUCAAAAUCGAUAUCCAGAAUCAUAUCCAGAACCACACAUCGAGUUCGAAAAUCACAACCCAUGGGUUAAAAUGCAACAUUAUGAAGACGAAGUUUUUUAUCCAAAAAGCCCUGUAGAAUGUAAUUGGAGGGAAGGCAAAUCAUUCACGAAUAGAGGAACUAGAUGUUACAGUUCAGGAUCAGAGUGUGAUCGAUAUCAUGCCACACCAAAAACAGCUACUAAACUCUCUAAAUCCAGUGAUCAAAUUUUUAAUGAUGAUUAUGAAUACUCAGAUACACCCGUUGCCAUAAUAUCCGACAGUAAGACUGAUAAGUAUAAGAAUAAAAAUGAAAAAGACACGAUAGGACCAAGCUCCUGUCUUUCCGCUAAGAUUCGAGCUAUGUCGGACAGGUAUUUAAAAUCCUCCAAUAGAAUUUUAUCUAAACUCUAUAAACAAAAUGGGGAAGACAAUGACACACCACACAGCAUGACUGAGAACAUUUCAAAAUCAAAUAGUAGAAGCCGCAAGAAAAAAGGUGGAGUCAAAGCAAAACUCAGAAGCUUUUCUUACGGUGCACUACCCGGUCUAGAUGAAUUUCAAAAAACUCAAAGUGCCGUAUUUCACGAUGAAGUCUUCAACAUUUCUUGUGAUGAUGAAAACGUGUUAUUGCAAGACUGUGAGGAUGCAGACUCUGGAAUACUAGUCAAUGAAUCAGCUGCGUCCUCUAUGUUUGAUAACGACAGAAUACCUCCGCGGUGUGAAAGUUCCGCAUCGCAAACUAAUUCUCAGGGACCUUGUCAUAGUAGAAGUGUGUCCGGCGACCAAAGCUUUGCUAAAGUUAGAGUUUCACAUAGAAAGAGUAGAGAGAGGAGUGAAUUUCCUAAACCAAGACCAAGAAAUUCCCAAAGAGCUCUAUCGUUAGAUCGUAAAGAAAUACUACGGCGAAUGCCAAAGAACUGUGAUACUGAGGAACCUCAAUAUCUUCAAUUAACGGAGAAACAGAGAAUGCGUCAAAGAGACGCUAGUCAAGGUGAUUGUGGAAUUCCGCCUAUACCGCCAUGUCGCAAGCCCUUAAAGCACUUGAGUAAACCUCAAUCGGAGUUCAAAGUAGUGAAAAUAAUAAGAAAUUGUCCUAAUGAUGAACUGGGUAUAUUUAUCGCUAAGACAAAGCUGUCGGAUGAAGGACAUAUUGGAUACCUGGUGGCACAUGUUGUACCGGGAGGUUUAGCAGCAAAGGAGGGCUCUCUGCGUAUCGGCGAUGAAUUACUCAAUGUAAAUGGACGAAGACUUCGAGAUCUUACCAUGGCAGAAGCCAAAGAUGCAUUGCGAUCUGGAGCGGCAGAAAUCGACAUAGUAAUUUGCAGACAGCGGGAAAAAAGUUCAGUCGAAAUCCGCCAACGGGAACCAAAAAAACCUGGUGUCUUAAUGCGAGAAAGUUCCGUAGACUAUGAAAACGCAGUCAUAUUGGGGAAGGAAAGAGGCGUCAAUAAAUAUGACGUCAGAAUAGCGCGUCAUCAGAACCAGGAUGACACUGGCUGUAAUCGCAAAGGCUUAUCAAUCGAGCCGGACAACGCGACGGCCACGCAGUCGCAUUUCCUAAAGGGUCAGAACGCGAGCUACAGCAGUAUGAAUAACAAGCUCCUGCGCCGACAGGUCGUUAGUUACGGCGGUGCGAACAAGGAAACAAUGACGUUAAGUUGUACGGGUGAUAUCGUUGACGUUGACGUGCCAGAUGGAGUGACAAAUCGUGUUGAGACAAAAGAAGACACUGAAAUACAGACUCCUAAUGCGGCAAACUUCUGUACUCUACCUCGCCGACCAAGAGCGCCUACGCAUACUUAUCACACAAUCACCUUCGAAAAAGGCCAUGGAAAGAAGCCAUUGGGAUUUACAAUUGUGGGAGGACGAGAUUCACCCAGAGGUCCUUUGGGGAUUUUCAUAAAAAGUAUUUUACCACAAGGCCAGGCGAUAGACGAUGGCAGAUUAAAAGCUGGAGAUGAAGUGCUAGCAGUGAAUGGACAAGCAUGUCAUGAGUUGGCGCAUAUUGAAGCACUAGCACUUUUCAAAGCUGUGCGAAGUGGGCCCAUCGAGUUACGAGUUUGCCGUAGAGUGAAAAACCAAUCUGCUAAAGCCAAGUCAUGCACAGAUCUUCUAAAUGACGACGAUUGA
Pieris macdunnoughi is the source of this 2625-nucleotide messenger RNA. The record is from the annotation of a GenBank genome assembly. NCBI's taxonomy places the organism in Eukaryota, Metazoa, Arthropoda, Insecta, Lepidoptera, Pieridae.